Molecule: messenger RNA, 2475 nt
Organism: Acanthosepion pharaonis
Lineage: Eukaryota; Metazoa; Mollusca; Cephalopoda; Sepiida; Sepiidae
Source: the annotation of a GenBank genome assembly
AUGGACACCUUCCUAGUAUUUAUCAAUUUUGAUCGUUUUUUUUCCUUUUUUCUGUACGUCUUUAUCUUUCUUUCUUUCUUUAUUUUGUUAUUUAUUUGGCACCUUUACAUUUUUGUUUCUUCACUAUUCUUGUCUUUUACUCUUUCAGAUAAUUUUUCUUUCUUUUUUAUUCCUUCUUUCUUUUUAGAUGAUAUAUUUAUUUUUCAUUUGGAUUGCUUAUAUUUUUUUCUUCAUUUUCUACAUCAUCUUUUUGUAUUUUUCUUUCUACUUUCUUUUUUCAUUUUUUCUAAUCUAUAUUAUCCUGUUUUUACUUGUCUAGAUCUUUAUUCGGUCAUUUUAAUUAUUUUCUUUUGCUUUUCGAUCAUAUCUUCUUUAUUUUUCUUUCACUUUGUUAUACUUCUUUUUUUUUCUCGAUUUCUGCUUUUUAUCAUAUCACCUUUCUUUUUCUAUCGAUUUGCUUUCUUUUCCCCUUUCGUUCGUUUUUAUGUCAUCUAUAAUUCGUUUCUCUUCUUUUUUUUCUUUUUGGUUCAUUUUCUUCUGAAUAUCUGCUUAUUUUUUCUUCUUUUCCAGAUCGUAUACUAUUUUUACUUCCUUUUUCAUUUUAUUUAUAUUCUUCUCUUAGAUUAUAUAUUUUCUGUUUGCUUUGCUUUUUUCCCCUUUUUUUUCGUUUCUCUUUUCUUUAUUUUCUAUAUCAUUCAUUUCUUUCUUCUUUUUCCUUUCAAGAUUACUUAUUUCCUUCAUUGUUCUUGUAUUUGUAAUUUCUUUAAAUUUCUUUUCUUCUCCGCCACUUCCCCUUCUUUUUGCCUAGUGAUAACGCUUUUUCCAUUUUCUCUUUCCCACCUUCCUCUCUCUCCCCCUCUCUCUCUCUCUUAUUUCUAUUUUUAUUCAUCUUUUAUGUGUUUUUUCUCUCUUUCUUCUCUCCUCUCUUAUUGUUCCUUUUCGUUUUUCUCCUUCCUACCUUUGUCUCUUUCUUCGUCCUACUUUUAUUUACCUUUUCUGUUUUUUCUUUCCCUUCUGUCUCUCUUUUUUCAUACUUUUAUUCUUCUUUUCUGUUUUUCUCCUUCCUACUUUGAUCUCUUUCUUCUUCGCACUUGUAUUCUUCUUUUCCGUUUUUCUUCUUCUCAUCUUUUUUCUUGUUCAUUAUUUUAUUCGUCCCUUCUGUUCUUUUCCUACCUCACUUUCACUCCUUUUUCUUCUUCGUCUUCUUCUUUUCGAUUUCUCUCAUUAAAACCUUUUCCUUUUUUUUCUUCCUACAUUUUUUCUUCUUUUCUGUUUUUCUCCUCCCUAUCUUUCUAUCUGCCCAUUCCGUUUAUAUUUCUUUCUUUUUUUUUAUCUUUUCUCCCUGGCUUAGAUUUAAUUUUUAAGUUGUUUAUUCAUUCCCUUACCUUUCUUUCUUUCUUUCUUUCUUUUCCAUAUAUUUCCUAUAUUUUGUUUUUUACCCUUUUUUCUUGUUCCUGCCAAGUUAUUUUUCUUUUCCCCCAUCACUUUAUCCUAACUACUCUUUGUUCGUUAUUUUUCUUUCCUUUUCCAUUUCAAAUCUCACUUUUCUUUCUUUCUUUCUUUCUUUCUUUCUUUCUUUCUUUCUUUCUUUCUUUCUUUUUCACUCUUCAUCUCCAUAAAUUUUUUUCCUUUGUGUUUUUCUUCCUUUUCGUUACUUUCGUUAAUGAACGUUGUUUGUUAUAUUUCUUUCCUUUUCAUAUGUCCUUUGUCGUAUUUUCUUUCUUUCUUUCUUUCUUUCUUUCUUUCUUUCUUUCUUUCUUACUUUCUUUCUUCCUCACUCUUGAUCUCCUUAUAUUUCUUCCUGUAUUUAUUUGCCUUUCAUUAUUCGUCUGUUCCUUUCAAGUUGUGUUUUUCUUCCUUUUCGUCACUUCAUCGUUAAUGCACGUUGUACGUUAUAUUUCUUUCCUUUUCAUAUUUCCAUUGUCGUGUUUUCUUUCUUUCUUUCUUUUCUGUUUUGUUUUUAUAAAAAAAAAACAUCCCCAACGCCACUCUUCAUAUCUUCACCCAGCCGCAGAUUUGAUUACGCAAUCAACCCUUGUCACUCGUUGCAUGGAUAAUGUAAUUCUCUGCUGGAGCUACUUUUCAAAUUCAAUAGUAAAUUCGGCGAACUUGUCAAAUGUCAGACUGUUUGGCCAGACCCCGCGCACACCUUUCUUUAUCUACGCCAGCUGGAUUAAAGUCGACUACAUCGACAUGACGUUUACAGACAACUCACUAUACGUAUCUAUCUUUCUUUUCAGUCAAUUCAUAUCUAUCUAUCUAUCUAUCUACAUAUAUAUUAAAAUCAAUCAAUCACUCUAUCUAUCUUUCUUUUUAUUUGUUCAUAUCUAUCUAUCUAUCUAUCUAUCUAUCUAUCUAUCUAUCUAUCUAUAUAUCUAUCUAUCUUCAUAUAUCUCUCUAUCAAUCUAUCAUUCGACUCAUAAACCUCUAUAUAUCUCCUCCUUCUCACAUCUCUCUCUUUUCUCUCGCUCUUAA